AUACCUUUUGGUACUAUAAUUUAUUAAUUAAAUUAAUUUUUUUUAUGUUUUAUACCACCAUUUUUUUUUUCCUUCUUUAUUUCCGUUCGUCUCUCCCAACCCGGAACAAAAAACAAACCCUCAUUUCCUUUGGCUCAGUUUCACCGCCCCAACGGGAAAUAGAAAAACAAAAAACAAAUUAAUUUUUUCCUCCCUUCCGCCAAACAAAACCUAAGCCAAAUUCAAAUCAAACGGAAGAAGAGAGCGAGAUAGAGCCAAUCGUGAAUGGAGAGAUAGAAUCGCUGAGUUGAAUCGGUCGUAAGAAGAUCUGAGUUCGAGUUGUAGACAAAGUUAAUUUAUAAAUGGGCGCGGCAGGUUCGAAACUCGAGAAAGCUUUGGGUGACCAGUUCCCUGAAGGCGAACGAUAUUUUGGCCUGGAAAACUUUGGCAACACUUGUUAUUGUAACAGCGUUUUGCAGGCACUUUAUUUUUGUGUCCCAUUUCGUGAACAGCUGCUAGAAUAUUAUUCAAGUAAUAAAAAUGGUGCUGAUGCUGAAGAUAAUCUUUUGACAUGCUUGGCUGAUCUGUUUACACAGAUAAGUUCACAGAAGAAGAAAACAGGUGUCAUUGCUCCAAAGCGCUUUGUACAGAGAUUGAAGAAGCAAAAUGAGCUUUUCCGAAGCUAUAUGCACCAGGAUGCUCAUGAGUUCUUGAAUUUUUUACUAAAUGAACUUGUUGACAUACUGGAGAAAGAGGCUCAAGCAGCAAAAAAUGAGGCAGAAACUUCAUCACCAUCUGAAAAGAAUGCAAAUGGGCCAAAGAAUCCUCAGGCAAAUGGUGUUCAAAAAGAGCCUCUAGUUACCUGGGUACAUAAGAAUUUUCAGGGAAUACUUACCAAUGAGACAAGAUGCUUGCGAUGUGAGACAGUGACAGCAAGAGAUGAAACUUUCUUUGACUUGAGCCUUGACAUUGAGCAGAACAGCUCAAUAACUAGCUGUUUGAAAAAUUUUAGUUCUACUGAGACAUUGAAUGCUGAGGACAAAUUUUUCUGUGACAAAUGCUGCAGUUUGCAAGAAGCCCAGAAGAGAAUGAAGAUAAAGAAGCCUCCUCACAUCCUGGUUAUCCAUUUGAAGCGGUUCAAGUACAUUGAGCAGCUUGGCCGGUACAAGAAGCUCUCCUACCGUGUUGUGUUUCCACUUGAGCUGAAGCUAAGCAAUACUGUUGAAGAUGCAGAUUCCGAGUAUUCUCUAUUUGCUGUAGUUGUUCACGUGGGAAGUGGACCUAACCAUGGGCACUACGUUAGCCUGGUGAAAAGCCACAACCACUGGUUAUUUUUUGACGACGAAAAUGUGGAGAUGAUUGAUGAAUCUGCAGUUCAGACAUUUUUUGGUUCGGCCCAGGAGUACUCAAGUAAUACAGAUCACGGGUAUAUCUUAUUUUAUGAAAGCCUUGUUGGUGCAAACAACAAGAGCUGAGAAGGUGGUUUCGUUUUUCCAUGAGUUACAAUGACUAGGUAUUCUAAUCACUCAGACCUCAUUUUUCUUUACUUGUCUAUGCUUGUUAAUUUUUUUCAACUUUUUUUUUUAAUAUUUUUCCAACCUUGUGGAAUGAGCUGGCAGAUAUCAGUGAGGUGAUGUGGGUUGUGAAAAAAAUGUAUACUUAGGUUGUUGCCAUGUACAGUGGAUGGUUUAAGCACACUGUCCUUUUGUUUUUUUCAGAAUAAGAGGAAAAUAGAGCAGUGUAUAUGGUGUGAGAAUAUCACAGACAGUUUGUAUUCUUCAUGGUUGAGAAUGUUUUAACAUUAGCAAUGCAAUUGGAAUUGCUUCCAA
Durio zibethinus is the source of this 1808-nucleotide messenger RNA. RefSeq names its product ubiquitin carboxyl-terminal hydrolase 3. Gene Ontology annotation, cellular component: cytosol; nucleus. NCBI's taxonomy places the organism in Eukaryota, Viridiplantae, Streptophyta, Magnoliopsida, Malvales, Malvaceae. Gene Ontology annotation, molecular function: cysteine-type deubiquitinase activity. Gene Ontology annotation, biological process: protein deubiquitination. The record is from RefSeq and is a predicted model, not a curated record.